ACUUCCGCCACCUCUAGCGCGGUGGCCCUUGCGUAGAUGAGGUGGGGGUGGGAGGAGUCACGCUGGACGCUAUUGUUUCUCUUCCGGUGCUGUGUGCUCUACUCGGGAAGGCAUUGGGACCGCUGCGUCCGGUAGUGACGGGCCCUUCCUGCAGACCAGCCCUUCCAGUUUCUAGUCUGGUAACAUUGGACGGCUACGGUGGCCGAGGAGGUUUGAGCGCGCCGGAAGUGUCCCUGCGCGCGCCGGGCUAGGCUGGAGACGCACGUGGCGCGGCCGGAGAGAGCAUGUCUUUCCGAGGCGGAGGUCGCGGAGGCUUUAAUCGCGGUGGUGGAGGCGGAGGCUUCAACCGUGGCGGCGGCAGCAACAACCACUUCCGAGGGGGCGGCGGAGGCGGCGGCGGUGGCGGCAAUUUCAGGGGCGGAAGCGGCGGCGGCGGCAGUUUCAGGGGCGGCGGCCGAGGAGGAUUUGGACGAGGGGGCGGUCGUGGAGGCUUUAAUAAAUUUCAAGAUCAAGGGCCUCCAGAACGUGUCGUCUUGUUAGGAGAGUUUAUGCAUCCCUGUGAAGAUGACAUCGUGUGUAAAUGUACCACCGAGGAGAACAAGGUGCCGUACUUCAACGCUCCUGUUUACUUAGAAAACAAAGAACAAGUCGGGAAAGUGGAUGAGAUAUUUGGACAGCUUAGAGAUUUUUAUUUUUCAGUUAAAUUGUCAGAAAACAUGAAGGCAUCCUCCUUUAAAAAGCUACAGAAGUUCUAUAUAGACCCGUACAAGCUGCUGCCGCUGCAGAGGUUUCUGCCUCGUCCUCCUGGUGAGAAAGGACCUCCCAGAGGUGGCGGUGGUGGCGGCAGGGGAGGUCGAGGAGGAGGAAGAGGAGGCGGUGGCCGAGGUGGUGGAAGAGGUGGUGGUUUUAGAGGAGGAAGAGGAGGAGGUGGGGGCUUCAGAGGAGGAAGAGGAGGUGGCGGAUUCCGAGGAAGGGGACAUUAGCUGUCCAGUUGGCAGACCUGACCACUUGUGUUCCCGCUGCGUGGCCUGCUUCUGCUAUGGUUGACGUCUGUGUCUGGAGCAGUCUUGAGGAGGCCAUUCCGUCAGUGGAGCUGAGUCAGCAGCAUCGCGUAGAAACAGGGGAGUAGGGCAGUCAGCUCUGCUCAGAGAGGAGAACUCCGCUUUGUACAGAACCUGGCACUCUGUGGGUGCUUAGAGAAAACAGGACUUUUCAUUUGAAGCAUAUUUGGAUUUUUUAAAUAAAAUUUUUUAUUUCCUUAACUUA
Molecule: messenger RNA, 1266 nt
Organism: Mus caroli (Ryukyu mouse)
Lineage: Eukaryota; Metazoa; Chordata; Mammalia; Rodentia; Muridae
Gene: Gar1
Product: GAR1 ribonucleoprotein
Biological process (GO): snoRNA guided rRNA pseudouridine synthesis; ribosome biogenesis
Cellular component (GO): box H/ACA snoRNP complex
Molecular function (GO): box H/ACA snoRNA binding
Source: RefSeq, a predicted model, not a curated record